CAGUACUACCAUCAUCCUCUCUCUUCUUCUCUCUUCUCUCUUCUCCCACCAUGAGAUUAUCACUUCCACUGCUCAACAACACAGGUAUCUUCUAUGGCUUCUCCCUCUAAGUUCUUGCUUCUCCUCACCCUCUCCUGCCUCACUUGUCUUCCAUUCAUUUCUUCCCUCUCCUCUGUCUCAAUAUCUGAGACCUCUAACCAGACACUCAUCUGUGCGUUACUGGAGUCCUCUCGUCUCAACUGUACUAGCUUUCCCACCGGAAUUCAGAUUCCCAGUGUUAAUAGAUCAUUUUCCGGGAUUGUGGCUGGAGACGGUUUCCAAUGUGUUUUAAGUUUCCCCUCCGCUACAAUCAUGCUCUGCUAUAGGUUCUCUGCUAAUGGUACUAAUAUGUACUCUAAACGACUCUACUACAACGACUCAGCUCUCACUGAAGUUGCUGCAGGAAACACCCAUGUUUGCGGCCUUGUCAAUGGUACUAAUAUCCUUCACUGCUGGCAAUGGCGAGGUUUCAAUCCCAGCGUACAGUCAGACUUUUCGGGUAUUGCCGUGGGAGAGGAUUUCGUAUGUGGGUUAUCCAGCAGCGGAAGGAUUACAUGCAUAGGAACUAAUUCCAGUUCUAGUUCUACCAUCCGCGAUCGUGUGCCUAGUGGGAGCUUUCAGAAGGUUGCGGCAGGGUUCCGCCACGCUUGUGCCAUCUAUAGGAAUCAAAGUUUGGUUUGUUGGGGAGAGACGGUUGGUGAGGAACCACAGGGUGAGUUCGUGUCACUGGCCUUGGGAGAGAAUCGGAGCUGUGCUAUGAGGGGGAAUGGAACAGUUGUUUGUUGGGGGGAGAAUGGUUUCAGUUUGCCGGAGAGUUUGCGAGAGACGGUUUUUAUGACGAUUGAAGCAAAGCGCAGUGUUUUCUGUGGAGUGGACCAAUAUAACUUUUCAUUGCUGUGUUGGGGGAAUGAGAUCUUUGACUCAAAUUCUAUGGUUUUCCCGAAGGUAUUGCCAGGCUCAUGUACAAGCAGUGAAUGUCCGAAUGGUGUAGUGCCAGGUUCUGGCAGCAUGUGUGGACGAGGACAUAUCUGCAACGCUUACCAGAACCUAACCGUGGUAGAAGGUCCAUCACAACCUCCAUCACCGCCUCCAGAAGUGCGGAACAGAAGUGGUUGGAAUGAUAAAAUGGUCGCCUUUCUGGUGGUGGGGUGUGUUGGGUCGGCCUCGUUUUUGGCUGUGAUUUGUUUCUUUCUAUUCCGGUAUUGCAAGGGUAGGGGAUGCAGCAAGGUCCAUGAUUCGGGUCGUUUGGAUGAGGCCGGGAUGCCACCAGAGCACGGUCUAAGCCAAGGACAGACAGUACAAGCUCCGCGGGCAGCACCUGUCUUAGAGAAGCGGCUGAGUCAGUUGGUUAGCUUAGGAAAUGGGGGUCGCUUGGAGGAAUUCUCUCUGCAAGAGCUACGCCAAGCUACAAAUGAUUUCUCACAGGAACACAGAAUCGGAACAGGUAGCUUUGGCUGUGUCUACCGUGCCACCCUGGAGGAUGGGAAAGAAGUUGCCAUCAAGCGAGCUGAAGUAUCAACUACUUCAUCAAAUGCAGUUGGCACCAGACGCCAGGAAGACAAGGACACUGCCUUCGUUAGUGAGCUAGAUUCUCUGUCCCGACUCAAUCAUCGAAACCUUGUCCGACUAUUAGGAUAUUGCGAAGACUACAAUGAGAAGAUACCAGCCUACGAGCGCAUCCUAGUCUAUGAGUACAUGAACAAUGGCACCCUCCAUGACCAUCUUCACAAGCUCCACAGCUCGCCUCUAAUGUCAUGGACCAACAGGCUCAGAGUGGCACUAGAUGCGGCUAGGGGGAUCGAGUACCUACACAUGUAUGCAGUCCCCCAAAUCAUACACCGUGAUAUCAAGUCAUCAAACAUAUUGCUUGAUGAGUCAUUGACAGCCAAGGUUUCUGAUUUUGGACUAUCUCUGAUGGGCCCUGAGGAUGAGGAUUCACACCUUUCUCUCCAUGCCGCUGGCACAGUUGGCUACAUGGAUCCUGAGUACUAUAGGCUUCAACAGUUGACCCCUAAGAGUGAUGUGUAUAGCUUUGGAGUACUACUGCUUGAGUUAUUGUCAGGGCACAAAGCGAUACAUAAGAACGAGAAUGGGGUGCCUAGAAAUGUAGUGGAUCUUGUUGUUCCCUACAUUGUUCAAGAUGAAAUACACAGGGUGUUGGACCCCAAUGUGCCUCCCCCAACCCCAUAUGAGAUAGAGGCAGUUACAUACAUAGGGUACAUAGCAGCAGAUUGUGUAACGCUAGAAGGUAGGGACCGGCCAUCAAUGACUGAUAUUGUACAUAGCCUGGAAAGAGCCCUGGCUGCAUGUUUCACACCACCAUCUCCAAUACCGUCGCCGCCAAUUUCGCGGUCCACAACUGGGUCUUUGACGUAGCCGUGCAGCCAAACGCUCAGCUGCCCUGUCCACACCUAGAAAGCAUACAAUUUUGUUUAUACAUUCUAUUUUUCUUCUCCAUUUGUUAAUAUUGAAAUUCAAGGCAAAAAAGUGUAAUGAUAUUGUACCUACCACAAAGAAAAAGAAACAAAAUAUGCUUCACAGCUCAUGAUUUUGACCCUGUGACUUUCUUUCAAA
Messenger RNA from Vitis riparia (riverbank grape), 2613 nucleotides. RefSeq names its product serine/threonine-protein kinase-like protein CCR4. The coding region runs from base 94 to 2415 and encodes 773 amino acids. The transcript has a single exon. Lineage: Eukaryota; Viridiplantae; Streptophyta; Magnoliopsida; Vitales; Vitaceae. Gene Ontology annotation, molecular function: protein serine/threonine kinase activity; ATP binding. The record is from RefSeq and is a predicted model, not a curated record. Gene Ontology annotation, biological process: protein phosphorylation.